AUGGUAACGGACGGCGGCAGCGGUACUUGUACGUUCAGCACGCCGUUACUCUUCGAAAAUAAUUACUCGUCUUUUGCGAGCCAACACCGGACCGCGGCGAUUUCGCACGGAAUACAGUGAGUGAAACAUUAAUAUUAACAUUACAAGCGGUACGACUUGACAGGUACGCGUCACAAUAUCCGUAACGGUCGUGUGUCCGACCUGCGUCAGUGGCGUAGCUGGACGGGAAACGGCCCGGCGGGCAACGGUGGAAAAACUACAGGAGGUGUGACACAAACAAAUCGGAAUAAUUCGUGUCGACAACUGGGGAAACCUGGCACUUUGGAAGAAAUGUCUUCCUCUUUGGAAUUUAAUUCGUCGACGCGAUUUACAGCAGGACCAUUGUUAGAGAAGUUGAUUAAAUCCGAAACAGUUCUUACUGAGAAUGUGUAUUUUAUAAUUUAUAAUUGACACAGCCAUUUGUAGUUUGGAAAAACGCUUUAAAAUUUCUUCAAAACUUAUGGCCCAAUCUAAAUUUUAAAAAAUUCGACAAAUAAUCGGAGAAUCUACUUUUUUUUUGGUGUAUAAACAAUAUGCUUAUGUGGCCACCACUCUAGAUCUAAAUCCCGGUGACAAUUUUAGUCCCAGUCCGCCUCUGAAUAAAUGUAAUGUUACUGAUACGAAAAUAUUCGUGUUUGAUAACAGUCGACUCGGCAGUAUAACAAUUUAUAUACGUACGCGGUAAUUGUUAUUUCGGCCGUUUUUAUUCGGUGAUUAUGAUACAAUUAUUAUUGAUACUAUGCGAUGCCGUUCAUUGCAUGUUAUUGUAUGUAUUAUUAUUAUACAUUAUUUUAACAUUACUGACUGUGAUUGACCGGAAUUACCGCGUACGGUUUGGAACAUAAACUAUUAAAUGCAUCAAAAUUCGAAAUUAUUAUGCGGAAGUAAUUUCAGAAUAAAUCGCCCGUGAACACCGACCCCUCUUGAGCUCUGGGACCCCGGGGCACUGCCUCACUUUGCCCUAUGAUAACUACGCCACUGAAUUCCUACACGCGCGACGGGUCACAACGGUCGAGACAUUUUGAACGGCCGGUUCGCGGUAAAUUCAAACGAUGCAGAUUUUUAUGGCGAAAACUUUUUAUUAUUUUUUCUACCCACACGAAGUUAACCGAAUCCGAACGUUCAAUUUCGCUGUUUACAUCAAAACAAUCAUUGUCGCGUACGAAAACUGCCCGCUGACUUCGAAUAGUCAAAUACUCAAAUAUUAUAUAUUCAAUUGACAACAGCAAUUUAUUGUGCGUCGAUCGCAUUCGUCUGAUAAAAUUUAACUAGUGACAACGAUCAAAUGCAUUUACAGUUUACGAAACUGGAUGCACUAUGAAACACAGAGUUGCAUUGUUGUCGUAUAAUUAUCACAUAGAAUUCAUUUUAAAUACGUGGGUUCAUCUACAAUUUUUUUGUUUAAUGACAAUGUUGAAUGUAAGUGGUGAUAUUUUUUUAAUAAUUUGGUCGGUGGGUGAGUGGUGGUGGCUUAAAAAUGCCUAUACCAGCGUUUCCCAACCUUUUCCCCUCACGGCACACUAAUCCUAACCUACAUUUAACUGUGGCACACUUGACACUGACUUAUACAUGUAUAUAUUUUUGUAUUUUUUAUAUUAGGAUUUUACUAUAUUUAUACCAAAAUAGUUUUAAAUCAGUAAAUUACUAGUAAAUAAUUUUAAAUUAUGUGUUUAUUUAGGUUACGAAAAUUCAUGUAAAAUCAUAUUUCAAUUUAUUACAAAUGUUAAAUUUAAUGAUUUGGAAAAACAUAUAUAUUAAGAUUAGUUUAUACAAAUUUAGUCCUAAUGAGAAAUUUGUGCCUGGUUUUACUUCAUUAUAAGUUUUAUUCGUGGUCGAAUGGUUGACAAGCAUACCCUCAUGUCGUCUUCUGAGUUCUUCAGUUGUGAUCGAUUUUUGGUUUUAAUGGCAUUCAUUUAAGAGAUUGCUGCUUCACAAAAAUAGGAUAUAGAAAAUGGCAGGAUAGCAUUCAUAGUUUUCCUUGAAAUCUUGGGAUACUCGAUUAACAGAUGUAUCCAAAAAUAUGAGAUAUCUACAUUUAUUUUGAUUUUUUUCAACUAAUUUAGAGUACUGUAGCUUAAGACUACGGUGAUUUUUAAUAUCGAUUUAAUUCACUUUCUUCAUCUGUGGUAAACAAUGCAGUCUCGUAAGCAGAAUCCAUGAAUGGAUUUCUUACCGAGUCCAUUGAUGAAACGUCCAGAGAUGGAAAAUACUAUUUAAUAUUUGUAUAAAGCAGGUGUAGACUGUUUAAAAUGAAUAAAAAGGGCUUAUAAAAUAAAUUUUGGUUUAAAUAAAAAUGUUAGUAUGAUGACUAAAUUUGCUUCACGACGGACGACUAACGACUAACCAAGCUUUUAGUAAAUACAACGAUUUAUCAAGAAUUCAAGAUUUUAACAAUCAGGUAGAUUACCUAUAUCGCCUAUAAGAGAAUCGUUUAAUAUAUUUUAAGCUAUUAUCGGAAUUUUAGUAAACGUUUAUUGAUAAUCAUGAUAUUUCGCGGCACACCCAUAGAGUGCUCACGGCACACCGGUUGGGAAACGCUGGCCUAUACGUUACGUUAGACAUCACGAAGAAAUCGACUGUAUACAAAAUAUAAACGGUCACCGAUUUUGAACGUUACAAUCGGAGCGAUUUGGUGAGGGGAAGCUGGUUGUAUAUACAAGCCAUUCGAAUUCAUUUGAUAAUUUAAUUUUGAGUGUGUGUCACUGAAUUAGUGCAUAAUACGUGCAAUUUAUAUUUAAAAAGUAAUAUUUCAAAGUAUUUACUUUUUUUUUUUUAAAGUUCAUAAAAUUGAACGAACAUUUUGGUAACUUCGAUGUAUUUUAUUUUCUUAACCACAAACUUUAUCACUAAAAAAGUAGAAAGUGUAAUAUUACGAAUCUUAAAUAGAAACUUUUAUGAUUGUGGUUUGAAUUCAUUACCUAUAAUCGGUAAUUAAAAGGCGUUUUGAUGUAAUAUCAGUAUAUCUUUUUUUUUAUACAUAUAUAAUGUUCUAUUUUUAAUAGGUACCAAUCAAAUGGAAUCGUAAUAAACCGCGACGAAGAGUAUAAUACGGCAAACAAACGACUUUCAUGGACUCAUCUCUCCCCUCAGGUUAAUUAAUCAUUUUUAAUCCGUAAACCCGAUUAUUAAGAGGCCGACGCGCGCAAUGCGGUAUUUAAGGGGAUAAGAAUAGGCAAUUUUAACGAAAUUUUAUUUUUGAACAUGUAAAUAUUGAUCUACUUAAAAUUAAUAUUCAAAUUUAAUUUUAAAAUAAAUUUUAUAGUAUCUAGAUAUCCUCGUAGUAGAUAGAUCCUCGUGAAAUUAUAACAAGUAUUUUUAAUGUAAUAUAAUAUAACCGUAAAAAAAAAAGCUAUGUCCAUUACGCAAAAUGGAGAAAAAAGUAUCAUUCAAAGUGAUUUUAGAGGUAAAACAGAUGAAUAUUUCCGAGGGAACCUAAUAUACGUUCUCAAUAUAUAUCGUGUGCAAUACAUCCUAUAGUUCGAUACCACAAAUGUAAAAAUAUAUAUUUUUUAAACUCUUAUUCUGAAGAUUCAGAACUUUGCAGAUUGAUAUUUUGAAAACACAGUCGAGGUUCUCUCAGAAAUAUCGCCCACUACUACAAUGUACUUUUUUUUCUGUCUGUACUUUCAAUAAAAACAAUUUUGUUCCGAUCAUCUACUUUUGGAGUGGUUUCUGAAAGAAAAUUUCAUCUAUUAUGUGCGUUAAAGAGUUCGUUUUUGAGUUUUCUUAAUAACUGGGAAAACGUGUACAAUAACGGUUUCUGUGAUAUUAUAAUUAAUAAAUGCAUAUAUUUUUAUAGUAGUAGGUAAUUCGGGUAAAAUUUUUGUUGAAAUCUGAAUAUUUAAACCGAAUAUUUAUAAUAGCAUUUUCUAGAUAUGAUACGGUUUUCAAAGCAUUCUGGAAUUUUUUUUUUAUAAGUUAUUUAGUGCUAUGUGAAAUUGUCGAGUUUUUUUUAGCUCUUAUUUGGUUUUCUUCUUCUUUAAUAGUCAGCGGGUCAUGAAAUCUCAUCGUUGCCGCCACAACAUCAUUCCAUCGGUUCCCGUCAUAUGUCUUCUCAAUUUGUUUAUUUUCGCUGACCAUUUUAAAUCCUUUUUCACCACAUCUUCCCAUCGUGUUCUGGGCCUUCUUAGAAGUCUUUUGCCCGUAAUUCUUUCUUCUGUUACUUGUUUAAUUAUUUUUCCAUCUGCUCUCCAAACAUGCCGGAACCAUUAUAUCAUUUUACUUCUACUCAAAGAUAAAAUGGUAGGUCUUUCACAUAUGUUUGGCACAUCAGCAUUAUGUUUUCUUUCGUAAGCUCUCGUUUUCGUAUUAUGCGCUGGUCCAAAUAUUUUUCCAAGCACUUUUCUUUCUAUCGUACUAAUUUUAGAAUAGUAACAAUUUUUAAUUUUAUUUGGUUUUACAUGGAUAAAACUUGUAUGACCUCAUAAAAAUGAUUAAAAUUUCGGGACAAAAAAAAACCCCGGCCAAUUGUUCCAAAUGGGUCAAACCGAACUUCGCUCAGAAUCGUUUUUGUGUCACAGUAAUUUUUGUUCGCGUGUACGAAUAUAAAUUAAACUAGCCUUUACUUUUCCGACUCAACAACUACAACAGUAGCUCGUCCAUCGUGCGAAGUAUAUUUGUAUUUUAAUGAUAUUGGUAUUUUAUCCUUUAUUUUUCGUGAACAUAUUUUGUCCUACGAAAAUCAUCGGCGACAUGCCCUCUUAAUAAUUUACUCUCGAAUAAAUACUAGAUGCUGAGCAUGUCGAAGCAUCUAUAGUUUCAUAAUAUUUAAACCGUGUAUUUUAAUAAUGUAAUAUAAAUUAGAUAUUAGUGAGCAUCGUCGCUUUCAUGUUGGUCACCCAGCCCGGAAUCAACAUGGUCUAUUCGAGUAUAUUCAUGAAUCACUACGAGUUUACAGACGUAUCAGAACUGUCUUGGUUGAGUAAGUACAAUAUAAAGUAUCGUUAAUUGUUCACAAUUUUUUAUUAGUAUACGAUAAUUUAAAUUGUUUCCAUUGCCAUCUCUAUAUUAUAUUAAAUAAUAUUGAUUGAUUUGCCAAUUUUUCCUUGAGAAAACAUUUUUGUAAACUUCGACUAAUUUUAGAAAAUUAACGACUCGCCGUAAGUAUUAACAUUUUGUAACACCAAAUCAAUGUAGCGAAAUCAGUGUAUAAAAUGACCAUCUUGGAUUUAGUAAAAUAAAAUUUGUAUACAUGUUUAUUUUUAAAAGUAUGUAAAAUGGAAGUCAUUGCGUAAGGCACUGUUAGAAAAAAAACUCGAUAAUAUUGAACAGAACAAAAGUUAUUGCAUCUGUAAGAUCUCCGUGGAAUAUCUUGUAAACAGACUCAGACACAAUUCAGAGAAAAUACUCUAUUUUCGGGGGAAAUUGAUACCAAAUUCUAUAGGCAAUAAUUCUGUUUUUGCAUAUUUCACAGUUAUUCAAUGUAUAUUUUAAUUCCGGACUCUACGAAAAUUGGCUAUUAAAUAACGAGACUGCGCGCGCAGAGAACGUCCCAAAGAGGUUAGGGGAAAACCGAAUACAGCGCUGGUUAGUUGGAAGUGUCUAUUAUGCCAGUACAAAAUUGGGUUUUUGUUGGUGCAUUAGUAUUUUUUCUGUAGCGUUUAGAAACGAACAUGUUUUUUUCUCUUGCCGAAAACGGCAAAAACGAAAAACAAGAGCAACGGAUAAACUUAAAAUUUUCUCGUUAAACUAAAAAAAACUCCAACUGAGUGCUAUAAGUUGUUAAAAGAGGCCUAUAGUGAGGAUUUCCUAUCUCGGGCGCGUGUUUUUGAGUGGCACAAAUUAUUUUCUGAAGGUCGAGAGUGCACCGGAAUCAAAUCCAGUCGUAAUCCAAAUUCAAAACCGUUUUCUUCGAUAUCAACGGCAUCGUGAUGACAGAAUGGGUUCCAGAGGGUAAAACUGUGAACCAACAUUACUAUUUGACAGUUUUGGCAACAUUGCGCGAAUGAGUUUGUAAGAAACGGUCGAUAUUGUGGAAAAACAAGUCGUGGAUCUUGCACCAGGAUAAAGCGUGAAGCGUUAUUUGGCCGCUUAAGACACUCCAGUACUCGAACACGCGUCUUACUCGGUCGACUUGGCACUCUGCGACUUUUACUUGUUUCCGAAAAUAAAGUCUGCCUUAAAAGGAAUCCGGUUUGGGUCGAUGGAAGAGGUGAAACAAAAAUCGGCGGAACUCCUGAAUGGUCUUACAAAAACAGAUUUCCAGCACUGCCUCGAGCAAUGGAAGAAACGAAUGAAACGGUGUGUGACGAGGGGUGGGAGUAUAUUGAAGGGGAGCAUUUUAAUGUAGAAUAACUUUUAUAAUAAAACACUUUUUCGUAACCAGUCUCGUUAUUUAAUAGCCACACCUCGUAUUUUAGUCACGUGUAUUUCAAAUAUCGACAAUACCGGUUAUUUUCAAACGUGCAGUAAUUCUAUUGCGCGCGUCCCAAUAUUCAUUUCCCGAGGCUAAAGUAUUUCUGUGAAACUUGUAAUGCGUAUUUUUUUUCCGAGAUAACGUUUGUAUUAAAAGUGUUGAACAGUCGGUUUUUAAUCAUGAAUAAAAAAACGGUUUUAAUCUCGCAAUAUACUGAACGGUGGGCCUUCAGUCGUUUUCACGGGGCAGAACCUUCACCGGGAAACUUUCAGGCGGGCAGUGGCUGAUCUCUCUUUAAACAUAUUAUUAUGUAUACCUAUUACGUGAAUUUCGUUUCGGAUCGAUUGUUAAAUUUUUUUUCUUCCUAUUAAGUAUAAUAUGAGUAAAUGUAAUAUUUUCAAGUCGUAAAUCGAAAAAUAUAUCAUUGACUGUAAAACAUAGUGAAUAUUUAUUUGCGCAACGUCAAAACGUGAUGAUUCACGAUUUCCGUCUGUAUCGAAUAUUUUAAAGUAUACAUAAAAGGACCCCCGGGUAAGAAUCUAUAUCGAUUUUAAAACUUAACCAAUCUCGUCGAAAACUACAGUAGCCACCAACCAAUAUUGAUCCUCGGGUCCCAAGGCUCGAACCAUAAUCCAUUAGUAAUGGCACGUAGAUUUCGAUUUAUGAGAUAAUAAAAUAACGGCAAGCCAUAUUAUAAAUUACAGUAGACGUGCACCGAAUAAAAAUGCGCUUUUUUCCAAACUAAUUUUUAAAGUGGUCCGAACAAAUGUCGGUGAGGUAAGAGUGAGGCUACACGUGCACUAUAACCUAUAACCUCCCUCCCGAAUGUAUUACGCCCCAUGGCCGGCUCGUCCGAAUCCCAGCCGAAGUCUAAACCUAACCGUGUUUCUAUUAUAGCGGGCAUCUUAGUCUUGAGUACAUCGAUCGGGGCAAUCACGAUCGGCGUGAUAAUGGACCUGAUCGGCCGGAAAAACGCUCUUUUACUGACGUGUGCCAUGCUGCUCAUAUCCUGGUUGAUCGCUUCGGUAGAUGGCCACGAGAGCAUGAGUUUGUUUUACGCUUGCAGAUUUUUCGCGGGCAUCGGCGGAGGUAAUGAGCACCGAAAAAUUGUAGAUUUACUCACUAUAUUAUAAUGUAAAAUGUUAUCCCUCCAGUAAAGUGUAUAGAGUCCUGAAAAAACUUUUGAAAAAGUCGAAAAAUGGCCCAAAGUACCUCCCACACACCAAUUUCUUUUCAGAAAAAAUGCUACACUUAAAAAUCGAAGCCAGAUCUCUGGUAGAAAAGUUGUCCACAGAAAAAAUAAAAUAAACAUCAUUGUAAAACCAUUUGUUUCGCUCAAAAUCUAAAACGAUUAGGCCUGAAGUGAUUUGUACGCCGAUCGCCCGUAAGGACUUCCGGCUAUACCAAAUGCAGUGUACCCCGUCGGUUUACCAAAAACCAUAAACCAUUCACCAUAUUGAAUAUCGUCUUAUUUGUGACGUUUUCGCAGUGGUGACAGUGGUGAAACGUCAUUAUAUUUUACGCUAAUUCUCUGUAAACGAUUAUUCGAUAUUAUAGACGUAAUAACAACCAGUCAUUAUAUUACUUAUUCGCGAACUACAUUUCAGACCUAUGACGGUAAUGCGGAGGUAUAUCUCCGGUUUUCAGGUAUGACGAUCGGUAGUGUCAUUUACGUCUCGGAAAUAGCUCACGCGUCGUACAAACAAGUGCUGUUAUCGUUGAACAGCGUGUUCUUCUCGGUAGGCGUGCUGUUCGCCACGGCCCUGGGAUCUCUGUUCCCGUGGCACGUCGUCAACAUAACGUUUUUAAUUUACACCGCCGUCACCAUGGCCCUCUUGGUGGUCUUUCUGCCGGAGAGCCCGGUCUGGCUGAUCAGGUUCGGUACCGUCCGGGCGCACGAAGCCAGGUGUUCACUGAAAAGGAUAUACCCGCGAAACGACCAGGUACGUGUUAUUUUUAUUGCUAUUGUUAUUAUUAUUACUAUUUUUUUUAACAAUUUAUAAUUCGGCGUGCCCAUUUGUAUAACGAAAUAAUACGUUUUGUUCCGUUUGACAGGUGUUCGCGGAGGAAUGGGACCGAAUAAUGCACGUCUGGAGGCAGCCUGCGCCUUGUUAUAGGCCACCAAUAACGGUGCAGGACUGCACGCUAACGUCAUUUCGCGUGGUCAACCCGUCGACCCACGACCGCGGCAAACGUCGCGGUCGGGUGCGAUGGUGGUGGUGGUGUUGGUGUACGCCACAGCCGACCUCGGUGACCAGACCGGCGACCGUGCUAGCCGUUGUGUUCCUGUUGCAACAGCUGAGCGGCUGCUAUCCCGCGCUGUUCUAUUCCGUACCCGUUUUCCGGUCAGUGGUCGGCUGCACGGACACCAAGACGGGCCCGUCCCAGAUGGACACGCUUAUCGCGUUCGGAGUGCUCAGGCUGUUGACCAGCGUGGUGGCGUGCACGCUAUCGCCGCACAUCGGCCGACGGCGGCUGUUGAUCGCCUCAGCGUUGGUCAUGGCGUGUUCGGCCGCUCUAGUGGCGGCCACGUGUUCACCUACGGCGAGUCCACUGCAACUGCAGUUUCAGUACGACGAUGACCCGACCAAGACGCCGGUGUCACUGCCACUGCUGCCAUUAGUGGGAAUCGUAGCGUUCGCGUGCGGCAGUUCGGCUGGCGUGCUUGUGUUCCCGUGGACGCUGGUCGGCGAACUGUUGCCCGUCACGUCCCGGGCCGUGGUGGGCGCCGCACUCGUGUCAUUCGCGUAUGUGCUCAUGUUCGUCGUGCUCUUGGCGUUCCCAUACUUCAUAGCGGUCGACGUAGGCGGCGGCGGUGGCUCGGUGGCCGUUGCUUUCACCGUGUUCGCCGCCGUCUCACUGACCAUGGCCGUCUACGUAUACGUUCGACUGCCGGAAACGCUGGGAAAACAGUGCGACGAGAUCGAACGGCAGUUUACCGAUCCGUAG
Molecule: messenger RNA, 9343 nt
Organism: Cinara cedri
Lineage: Eukaryota; Metazoa; Arthropoda; Insecta; Hemiptera; Aphididae
Source: the annotation of a GenBank genome assembly